Molecule: messenger RNA, 6793 nt
Organism: Aedes albopictus (Asian tiger mosquito)
Lineage: Eukaryota; Metazoa; Arthropoda; Insecta; Diptera; Culicidae
Gene: DNApol-zeta
Product: DNA polymerase zeta catalytic subunit
Exons: 11
Coding region: 298-6684 (2128 amino acids)
Biological process (GO): double-strand break repair via homologous recombination; error-prone translesion synthesis
Cellular component (GO): zeta DNA polymerase complex; nucleus
Molecular function (GO): nucleotide binding; DNA binding; DNA-directed DNA polymerase activity
Source: RefSeq, a predicted model, not a curated record
UUCGGUUUUUCUGUCAUUCGUGAAGCGGCAGGAAUCGCAUGCAAAUUCUUUCGUUUAGUGCAGUUGCAGUUUAUUUUUCAACUUUUUACUACAUUUUAAUCGUUUUAAGUCGAAAAGUGUGUAUCCACGGCUUAUUUCAAGUGUCUUUUAUAGUUAUUCGAGUUUCCUAUUGUAGCCGCUUUUUGCGCCAUUGAGGUUAUGUUUGGCAGCGGAUUGGCGACGUAAACAAAUUGCCUUCGUCGCGGCAGGUAGCGGGAAAUCCGAGGCAAAGCUCAGCGGGUAAUUUUUGCUUGAACCAUGGUGCGACGUGGCGGCGGUCAGCAUGUCACCUCGAUCCGAAUCGUCAGUGUGGACCACUACAUGCACAAGCCGGAACCCCGGUUCGAUACGUGCUAUUCGGAGUUCCGCGGAUCGAACGUGAAACAGGUGCCGGUCAUUCGAUUGUUCGGUUCGACGGCCGACGGCACGCACAGCUGCGUGCACAUUCACGGGGUGUUUCCGUAUCUGUAUGUGCCGUUCGAUGGCAACAGUGCGGAUCGCGCGGCGGUGGACCGACUGAUGUAUCAGAUUGCUUCCAGUUUGGAUAAGGCCAUCAAUGUUUCGCUGGGCAAUGCUAACUCGCCGGCGACGCACGUCUUUCGGAUUGCCUUGGUCAAGGGGAUACCGAUCUACGGUUACCACAGGAAGGAACAUCAGUUUUUCAAAAUCUACAUGUACAAUCCGCACUUAAUCCGGAAGGCAAACAAUCUGCUGAUGAAUGGAGUGAUCCUAUCGAAGGUUUUCCAAACAUUCGAGUCGCACGUGCCGUAUAUUUUGCAGUUUUUCAUCGAUUAUAAUCUGUACGGGAUGAGUUUGCUGGACGUUCCGGAUGCUGCGAUUCGGCAGCGGUCGGAAGGAGGAGAGUAUGGACAUUUGCCGAAGAUGUCCACCUCGGAGUACGAGAUCGACAUUUUGGCGGGAGAUAUUUUGAAUCGUCAUACGAUGGAGCAGGAGAAGCGUUCGGAAUACGCUAAUCCGGGCAUUGCGUCGAUUUGGAAUGACGAGAUCGCUAGGCGGGCGCUGUUGGGCAUGGAACAACCGGAAGCACUGAGUUUGUCGCAGAGUGGAAAGGUUGAAACAAUAACGGAAAGUGAUCGAUUCUUUCGAGCAGCACUAGCUGCGAAGCUUACAGAAUCAAAUGAGACAACUAGAACGGAUGAUGGCAAAGAACCUAGGAUUAAACCAUCUGUUUCGUUUUAUCCUUCGGAAGUGGCAGAUGACGAGCGCCUGUUGGAAGCAUCCUGCGUUCAGGAUCACAAACAUUUCAGCCAGUAUUCGUCGUUCAAUAUGUCGAAUACGGUGUACGAUUUUGACGGUAGCCAGGUGGACGAGGAUCGUAUUAUAAGCAUGACCCAGAAUGCGGACGCUACGUUUGCCGAAGAGGAUCAUCAACUGUUGGAUAUUAUGCGGGAGUUGGAGGAAAACGAAAAUCGUGAUUUGGAGACGGACAGCCUUUUAGCUCCACUAACUCAGCAGACUGAACGCAGAAUCACAUCAACCGGUGGAAGUGGCUUAAGCUUAUCGCAGUCGGGUAACAAGAGGCUUAAUGCUACGCUGAAUGGAGAUUUGGAGAUGCUUUCGUUGAUGGGCGACGAAAAUCCGAAAGACGAUCAAGAACAAUGUCAAGAAGACAACACACUGGACUCGGAUGAUGAAUUCCUGUUGGACUAUACUAUGAAGUUGGAUCCCAAGAGGGCUGAAGACUUGUUAAACGACAGCGACGAUGACAUACUCAACUCGAGUGCUAUUCCACAACUAGAUGGAGCAGACGAUGAACUGCUUCCUACAGUUCGAAGUAAGCGAACGAAUCAAACGAGAUCCCCGUCAGGCAUUAAAUGCAAUGGUGUAAAGAUCAACGGGCAUGGUGAACCGACGACUAAGCGCCUGAAGCAUGUUUUGGUAACGAAACUCCCAAACGAGUUUCAACCAGAAAAGGAACCAUUAACUAAUGGGGUGCAUAAGGGAAGGCCUUCGAUGAAACCGAGGAAAAAGAUCAAGCUGGACCAAUCGAACGGUUUGGAACCAAUCAUUGGCAAUGGUUUAUCCAAUGGGGCACAUGCGGAUGGUAAUGCUAGAAUUCAAGAUUGCAAUCAGUGCACAGAAAACGCAACUGUGAAGAUCGAUCUUCCGAUGCCAAAACUUAAAGAGUUGAAAGUCAAACUCUCCAUGGUGGACAUCUCAGCAUACCGGCUUCCGGUGCCAGAAUCGCCGGUAAGAAAACCCGUUCCAAAUGCCCACGUGUCACCCAUCAAAGAUCGAGAUCCCUCCCCAUACGACGUGUGUCGGUUGGCUCGCGAAUACGACUUGGCCAACAAUCACGAUCCCCAAGAGGGAUUGUCCCGGGGUCCUGUCCGACGGGGCCGCAGUCGAGGACGAGGACGGGUUCGUGGCGGUCACAGAGGGGGCCGAGCGACCCGUAGGAACCCAUCUCCGGAACCAGAACCGGAGCCGGAACCCGAACCAGAAGUGCAAGUCGAACCAGCACCGGAACCAGAACCAGAAAUCGAUGUGAUACUUUCGGAAAGAUUUCAGAAUAUAAUUAAGCUCUCGCCGAAGGUGUUGAUCACGGCGCUAAGCCAAAAGGAAGUAACGAACUUGCAGGUCAAGAAAACUGAUUCGACGCCGAUGGAUUCGAUUGAGAUUUCAAGUGAGUCGGAAUUGAUUGUCAUAAGUGAUGAAGAAUCGCGGUCGUCCGGCGAGAAACGUCUUUCGGUGCCGGAAAUGUCACAAGCGGCAGCCCAGGUUGCCGAUCGGUCACCCGUACUGCCCAAGGAUGUGUUAAGUCAUGACGAAGUGGAAGAUGAAGACGACGAUCUCAAUAUCAAAAGUUUUUACGAGCAUACGCUCGUUUUCGAUGAAUUCGAUGAGUUGGAUUCGGGUUCUGAUGGAAGCAUGAUGGAAAUCGGAAGCGAACAUUUGAUCGAUAAAAGCACCAAGUUUAUAGGCACCCUUCAAGAGAAACCACCUUCAUUGGAAGAUGCUUUAAAGGCAAUACAAGAGUUUUCUAUUCCACAAAUGGUUCAUCAAGAACCGUUCUACAGCAAUCCGGCGGAUAUUACCGGACGGAAAGAAGUCGGCCACGUUGUGCUCAACAUCGGAGGAAACCGUCUCAAUGAUUUGGAAGAAUUUCGAAGCGUGGUGAGUGAUCUGGGCUCAAUCAACCAAUUUCGACACGAAAAGUUAAGUUCAAUCUAUGGAGACAGUUUGAACGCAAUUUUGGGUGAAUCUUCUCGUCCAGAUGCCGGUAAAAUAAGAGAACUGUUGGCAACGGAACAGUCGGUUGUCGUUGAACCGGCAGCCAAGCCUCCUUCAAAGCACGAAGCCAAAGUUUGGCUUAAGGCCAUGGAGAAAAUAAAAGCUGAGGAUGAAGCGACUCCUGUGGAGCAAGAUAGCCCAAUCAAAAUCAAGAAAAUGCAAGCAAUUAUGGCCGGAGAAGGAACAACUACCUCGCAAGAUGGACAGAACAUCAAAAUCGACCACAACAGCACCCUCAAUCUAAGCUCUCUGAUUACUACCGAAAGUCCCGCAGAAUCUUCCGCUCGGAAUACGCUGGUUUCGAAAAUAUUCUCCAUGAACACUAAAUCCUCCCCCGCAAACGGGUCGUCACCUGGCGAAAAGGAACACCUUGAACUGCUGAGCUACAGCGCCCGGAGAAAGCGUCGCCGAACCAUGAAGGCACGCCUAUCGCUGAGUGCGGCAUUCAAACGGUUCCGGAAUUCUCGAGUUCACGAGGAGGAACCGAAAUCCUCCCAAGGCAGUGACGAUUUCGAUACGAUCACGCCGGGACAGCAGGACACCACCAUGACCACCGCUUAUUCGGAUGCGGAGGAAGGGCAGGACGUGGUAAAUUCUUCGCAAUAUUUGAUCGCUAGUCAAAAGUCGGAGCAUUCCGACAGUGGAGCGUCGGAUCACACUACGUUACCGCACAGUGCUGAAAUCGCCUCCAUGAAGAAACGGCUGCUCAACGGAUCACCCCUAGUGGCGCCCGAUGUCACCCAACAGGCGGAGCACUCAGGAAACAUUUCCGCCACGACGCCGACCAACAACACCUACGGCUUCAAGGUCAACUUCGAGAACCUCCAGAAAGCAAAAGCUACUUGCGAGUACAACUUCCUGACGAUCAUGUCCGUUGAAGUGCAUGUUCAAACAAGAGGCGAGCUGCAACCAAAUCCCGAGAUAGAUCCCAUUUCGGCAAUUUUCUAUCGCAUUCAUAACGACGUGCCGGAGGAUCACCGGAGGGCACCAUCCGUUUGCGGUGUGAUUCUCAACAACGCGCAAGGUUUGCUUGGAGGAUCGGAACAGGCCGACCCGUACAAGUAUAACAAGUGCAAUUAUGUGGCCGAUGUGGUGACUGUGGCGAACGAACGGGAAUUGUACGAAAAGUUCCUGAUGUUGAUCUCAUUCUGGGACCCGGACAUCUUCGCUGGGUAUGAGAUUGAGCUGGGUUCGUGGGGGUACAUUAUCCAGCGGGGAUACACAUUGGAGAUGAAUCUGAUGAAGAUGCUGUCGCGGGUACCGACGGCCGAGAAAGUUCACGUUUCCGAAGAGGAAGAGCAAGAGCUGCUGGAGAUGCAUGAGUACAGUGCAGGGUUGAAGAUUCCCGGGCGGAUACUGCUGGACAUUUGGCGCCUGAUGAGACACGAGAUAGCGUUGACGUCGUAUAGUUUUGAGAAUAUUGUGUACCAUAUUUUACAUAGACGAGUACCGUGCCAUGCUUUGAAACAAUUGACGCGAUUGUGGAAUAAACCGUACUCCAAGUGGGUCGUACUGGAAUACUAUCUGGAGCGAGUUAACGGUAAUCUGGAACUGCUGCAUCAGCUGGAUUUGAUAGGACGAACAGCGGAGUUGGCGAAACUUUUCGGGAUUCAGUUCUACGAAGUGCUUUCGCGUGGAUCUCAGUUCCGGGUGGAGAGCAUGAUGCUGAGGAUAGCGAAGCCCAGGAAUUUCGUGUCCGUUUCGCCGAGUAUACAGCAACGAGCGCAUAUGAGGGCUCCGGAAUAUCUACCGCUUAUAUUGGAGCCCGAAUCGAGGUUUUAUGCGGAUCCGCUGAUAGUGUUGGACUUUCAGAGCUUGUAUCCCAGCAUGAUCAUUGCAUACAAUUACUGCUUCUCGACGUGUCUUGGAAGAGUCGAACAUCUGGGACAAUCCGAGCCAUUCGAAUUCGGUGCUUCUCAUCUCCGACUAUCGCCACGAAUGCUCAAAGUGCUGGUAGAGAAAAAUCUGAUCACAUUUUCCCCAUGUGGCAUUGCGUUCGUAAAAUCCUCCGUCCGAGAAGGUAUCCUGCCAAGGAUGUUAAACGAAAUCCUGACCACACGCCUGAUGGUGAAAGGUUCCAUGAAACUGCACAAGGAAAACAGUAUUCUGCAGAGGGUGCUACACUCGCGACAGCUUGGAUUGAAGCUGAUUGCCAAUGUAACCUACGGGUACACGGCGGCCAAUUUUAGCGGUCGAAUGCCUUGCGUCGAGGUGGGCGAUAGCGUGGUUAGCAAGGGACGCGAAACAUUGGAACGGGCUAUCAAAAUGGUCGAAAGUACGAAACGUUGGGGUGCCAAAGUGGUUUACGGCGAUACCGAUUCGUUGUUCGUUCUCUGUCCGGGACGAACCAAAGAGGACGCAUUCAAGAUUGGAGCAGAAAUUGCCGACGCAGUGACGAAAGACAACCCUCCACCGGUGAAACUCAAGUUGGAAAAGGUUUACCAGCCGGCGAUUUUGCAGACAAAGAAACGUUACGUGGGUUACAUGUACGAAACACCGGACCAGGAGAAGCCCGUUUACGAAGCCAAAGGUAUUGAAACAGUGCGCCGCGACGGUUGCCCUGUGGUCAGUAAAAUGCUCGAAAAGGUCCUCCGGAUCCUGUUCGAAACGCGAGACGUAUCCAAAGUAAAAGAGUACACCUGUCGGCAGUUUUCGAAAAUUCUCGAAGGACGAGUCAACCUGCAGGAUUUUAUAUUCGCCAAAGAGUUUCGUGGUGAGGAUGGAUACAAGCCCGGAGCAUGCGUUCCAGCGUUGGAACUGACGCGCCGUUGGAAAGUGGUGGAUCCGAGGCGGGAACCUCGUCGGGGUGAGCGUGUUCCGUACGUUAUAAUCAACGGUCCUCCGCUAGUUCCGUUGAUUCGGCUGGUGAGAAGUCCCGAUGAGCUGCUGGCAGACAACGGGUUGAAAAUCAAUUCCAGUUACUACAUCGGAAAGGCAAUCAUUCCACCCUUGAAUCGGUGUCUGCUUCUAAUUGGUGCCGAUGUUAACCAGUGGUACAAUGAUAUGCCGCGAAGGUACCAAAUGUUACAUAACACCGGCGGAAAGCGUUCGUCACUUGCUAGCGAAUUGCAGUUACCGAAAAAGAGCACGAUCUCACAGUACUUCUCCACCACUAGCUGCAUCGGGGAUUGCGGCAAUCAGACGCACAGUGGAGUGUGUAAUGAAUGCCGCAGGCGGCCACAGAAAACAGUGACCUAUGUGAUGGAUAAGAUCAAUCGGUUGGAAAGGCGAGUCGAACUUUGCGAAAAGAUGUGUAGAUCCUGCUGUCAGCGCAAUUUCGAAACGGCAUGCAUUUCAUUGGAUUGUCCUGUGUUAUUCGUGCUGAACCAACGCACUCGCGAGCACGCCCAGGUUCAGUACUAUCGUGAUCUUGUUGAACAGAUGUUCUAAGGUAAUCAUGUAUUUACAGUAAGGCUGUUUAGUUCCUUUUUAGACAAUUUAUUUAUUCUGUUUCUAGUUUAAUUCCAUUCUACCAAAUAAAAUCAAGCAUUAGAAUCGA